AUGAGAUCAGUGCCUAUCGAUCAUAGCGGGUCAAGGAAUGGCGCCAGUAUGGACGAAGUAGCUACCAAGUCUGAGCCGAACAACACCAUCGAGGGUUCCUGCAGCUCAUCUCUCUCUACGCCGGAGCCGGAAGGGGAGGUUGUCGUCCAGGACCCCGUCCAGAGACAGAAGCGAAAGGGGGGAAGAAAGCCAAUCUAUGCUACUUCUGAAGAACGGAAGCAAAGAAACAGACAGGCACAGGCGGCCUUCCGUGAAAGACGGACCGAAUACAUAAAACAAUUAGAGACGACGAUAAAGCACAACGAGGAGGCUCUGCAUGGCUUACAGCAAAGUCACCGAAAUGCCGCAGACGAGUGUCUCAUGCUCCGGUACAAGAACUCGCUGCUAGAGAGGAUACUCCUGGAGAAAGGCGUCGAUGUACAAGCUGAACUACGCCUCAGGGGCGGCAGUCCCAAUCUACCACCCAGCAGGCUACCGCCGAACGCAACAAGCCAGCCAUCACACACAUCACACACCUCGCCCACGUCACAGAGCCCUCCAGGCCAGGCCGGACUGGUCCAGAAGCUAGAACCCAUCUCCGUGUCACACGUACGCCGUGAGAGCGGCUAUGUCAUGCAUUCCCCGCAACUCCAGCCCACCCCGUCAUCCCAUGUAUCAUCGCCGGUUGCAACGAAGUCACCGGCCUUUAGCAUGCAGGGAGGCAUGUCUCCCACCGCGACGGAGAUGCACGGCCAGCAGCAACAGCAACAGCAGCAGCACUACAAGUCUCACCCGUACCACCGGCCUCAGCUGUCUCAGUCAAGCGGCUUUGGCCAGGGAAUGACAUCGGCCGCGACUGAAAAUAUUGAACCGACCCCAAUCCUACCCUCGCGGAUACCGCCUACCUACUACCUUUCACCGUUUCAAAAGCAAUAUAACCAGAACUUUGCUAACCCGGAUUGUGCAGAACAGGAAUAUGAUGCCCGUUCAAGUUCUGUGGACGGACCCGAUCCGUCAGAGAGCACGGCAGACUACUCGUCUCAGCCACAGCUUCCGCGCAUACAGCAACGACAGCACCCAGCUUCAAGCAGCGGGGAAGCAGAAGGCAUGACAGCCAGCUCAUCGUAUAUAGAUCACUUUGAUCCAAUGAUGGAUCCAGACCCGUUCGGUCUGUCUGCCAGCAUGCACUUUCCUACACCAUUUACCUAUGCCCAAGGCCAUGGGCGGCAGUAA
This is a messenger RNA of Arthroderma uncinatum, 1212 nucleotides long. Its product is annotated as MeaB protein. Gene Ontology annotation, molecular function: DNA-binding transcription activator activity, RNA polymerase II-specific; transcription cis-regulatory region binding. The transcript has 4 exons. Gene Ontology annotation, cellular component: RNA polymerase II transcription regulator complex. The coding region runs from base 1 to 1212 and encodes 403 amino acids. The record is from RefSeq and is a predicted model, not a curated record. Lineage: Eukaryota; Fungi; Ascomycota; Eurotiomycetes; Onygenales; Arthrodermataceae.